Messenger RNA from Anopheles darlingi, 2102 nucleotides. RefSeq names its product solute carrier family 25 member 35-like. The record is from RefSeq and is a predicted model, not a curated record. Lineage: Eukaryota; Metazoa; Arthropoda; Insecta; Diptera; Culicidae. The coding region runs from base 723 to 1667 and encodes 314 amino acids. The transcript is spliced from 3 exons.
AUCAUCUGGAGUUCGGCUUGUUUGUUUUGAUAUUGGCUCACCAUCGGUGGGAGUUUUAAAUUCGCAUAAUUCUUGCUUCCGUUGCCGCGAAACAUAUGUUUGUGUGUGCCGUUGUGGAAGUAGAAAUCGCAAAAAGUUGCGCUAGUACAAGAUCCUAAAUUAGAGAACCCCUCGAGAUUGCCGUGUUCGUAUGUGUGCGCACUCGUGAUGAUGUUAUUUGUCCCCUACCCAUCACCCCAAACCUGUUACCGCGGUCCGGGGGUUGGUUCUAAUGUGCGUUAAGCGGUAAAACAAGUUUUCCGGCCACCGCCGUUGCGCCGUUGUACUGGUGUUGGUGGCUCAAGUAUGCUGUGGCUGUGGAGAAACCAUCAAGCGCCCGCCGCCACCCAUCGAACGCACACCGCUCUCAGCGCGUUUAUUAACGGGGUGGGCCGGGCGCGUUUCGCGCCUCACGAAACACACGGCAUGCUUGGCAUAUGUGCGUUCUUACAACGACGACGACGCAACGACGACAUACUCAAUUCACACAUCAUACAGCGCGAUUGCUUGGAUUGCGUGGUCGGUCGUCGGAAUCCAACUCAGCAGCCAUUGAACGGCGGACGCGGCGAAAAAACGGCCCACGAGUGUGUUUUCGUUGCGUUGCGGUGUACGACGGUGUGAGCUGAAUGAGUCCUCCGGUGUAGCGGCGAUUCCUUCGUCAACUGUGUAACAACGCGCCUGCCAUGGAUUUCGUGCUCGGUGGUGCGUCGUCGAUGUGCGCCGUAGUCUUCACGAAUCCGCUCGAUGUGCUCAAGACACGCCAGCAGCUCGAAGGUGAGCUGAUGGCCCGCAAGAAUCUCACCGAGCGCUCCUACAACGGACUCCGGCAAUCGUUUCUCACCGUCAUCCGCACCGAUGGAUGGCGCGGUCUGCAGAAGGGUCUAUCGGCCGCCCUUAUGUACCAGUUUACGAUGAACAGUGUACGGCUGGGGACGUACCAGACGGCGGAGAAUCUCGGUUGGACACGCAGCACCAACAAUCCGGCCCUAACGCCACUGCUGACGCUGUUCUGGGGCGGAGUGUCCGGGCUGGCAUGCGCGACAGCCUCCUGUCCGGUGUAUGUAGUGAAGACACAGUUGCAGGCCGUCACUUCCGGGACGUACACGGCACGGUAUCAGCACCAUCAUCGUGGUACCGUGGCGGCCUUCGUCAACAUUUACCGCCAGAGUGGCAUCCGGGGAAUGUUCCGCGGGAAUACGGCCACACUGGCCCGUCUUGGCAUCGGUUCGUCCGCUCAGAUGUGUUCGUUCAGUGCGUGCAAGGAUUGGUUGCAUCGCUACGAAACGUUCCAGCAGUCCCGGGUCCUGACGGCCCUGGCCAGCAGCACCGUGGCCGGUUUCUUCACCAGUGUCCUGAUGUCACCGUGCGAUGUGGCCACAACACGUAUGACCAACCAAGCCGUCUCCGCUAAUGGCCGCGGUCUGCUGUAUCGGAACAUUUUCGAUUGUUUCGUGAAGAUCUAUCGCUCGGAGGGUGUCCAUGGGUUCUACAAGGGCUUUGUGCCGAUGUAUCUGCGCGUCGCUCCACACACCAUGCUCAAUCUGACUUUCUGGGAGUUUUUCAAGGGAUUGCACGAACAUUAUCUGGCCAACCAACAGCAGCAACAGCAGCAGCAUCAGCGACACUGACGCCGUUUCGGGGGAAAACUCUUAAACCUGGCCCUGAAACACAUGACUGUGAUGGCGAGCGAUAUCUUAUCAAUGGUCACAGAGCCCCUUCCGGUGGCACACACAAACGGACACACGUACACAGCAUGCACAGGAUGCAGAACACGCCAUUCUGGGACAACAGCUUGCACCAGCAAACAUUGUAAAACAGUACGCUUCCACUAUCGCUGGUCGUGGCCUUUGAAUGUAUUAUAGAGCCAGUCAAAAGCAAGAUGUAUUCCAGAGAAGCAGCCAAACCUAGAAGUAUUGUCGAUCAAAUCGAAAUCGCCGCCACCAGUGCCGAAGAAACCUCAGAAGCGCUCCUCAAAGGAUAAAAAAUUAGACUUAUAAAAACGAACAGAACGUCAGCAUCGAAAACUGCAUCAUUUGAAACCCCGAUCUUUCGUCUUAUUGAUG